AUGAUGCCAAAUGGUGGGGCUAAUGGAGUGCCUGAGGCACAAGACGAUCGGGAUGAUAGGGUGGCGUUGGGAGCGCCGAAUAAUGAAGCGGCGAAUGAAGCAGGAGAUGAUGGAAAUGAAGAGCUCAGGAUGCCGAAUCUCGGAUUGCCGAAUGGUUGCCAUCAUGAGGGCGAUGAAGAUGAAGUGCCAGAGGAUCCGGAUAAUUGGCAGGAAGGUUCCUCAUCAGAGAGCGAAGUAUGGAGAGUAGAUGGUCGCGAUUCACCGGAGGGUCCGCAUCAUCCGGUCCUAGGGUUAGGCGCCCGUCCCCUAACCCGUAGGGAAGACAUGCUACUCUUCCUUCGCUUAAACGCACUCGAACGGGCGCUAGAGGCGGCGGAAGAUGAAGACUUCGAUGAAGAUGAAGAGGUGGCACCUCUACUGGGGCCGAACGCUGAAUUCCGCAGUGUCCGCCCUCGACUAGGGUGUGUGGUAUGUGGCGUGAACGGCCACAGAACCUGCGACUGUGAGGUGCACUUGGAGUUUCAAAAUCGAGUGCGGAUUGUCUUCGCAUAUCGCCUGUGUGGGCGAUGCGCCGAGUUCUUUGAUAGGGAUAUGUGCCUUACCCAUCUUCACUGUGCACGGUGUGGACGCGAGGACAGCCACCCAACGUUCCUAUGCUGGAGGCCAAUCCCGAACGAGCGAUCUCAUUUGAACGUUAUUUAUUAUUUUGUGUACACAGCAAAUUAA
Molecule: messenger RNA, 726 nt
Organism: Cylicocyclus nassatus
Lineage: Eukaryota; Metazoa; Nematoda; Chromadorea; Rhabditida; Strongylidae
Source: the annotation of a GenBank genome assembly